UCGGGUUUCCGGUCCGGAUUAGACGGCUCGGUGUCUGAAUCGUGUCCAUUUGGUCCAAAAUUCAGAGACGGACUCACGGAGGGCGCAACAAGCGGCUCACGGCGUUUCCUGCAGUCUGUCCUCCGAUCCUUUUCCCACAGCUGCACACCCGCGCCCCGGUUCGGCUCGGCUCGGCUUGGCUCGGCUCCUCUUCGUCAGGCUGACGCUCGGCGGUGAAAAUGUCCAAAGCUCAGAUGCUGCGGGCGCUGGUGAAGCAGCGGCUGGACGCGGCCGCAGAGGAGAUCUUCGCCCUGUUUGAAAGGACGAUGGAGGAGUACGAGGCGGAGAUCCGGCGGCAGGGGGCGAAGCAGCGGGGCGGAGAGCCUGCGGAGAGCCGGGAGGUCUCGCACGUGUCUCCUGUAAGUAUCACAAAGAUUCCAGUGGACAAAGUAGCCCCACCCGAGCCACAGGAGCUUAGGAGCCCCGGUCUGCACCAGGAGGACCCCAAACCACCACAAGUCAAAGAUGAGGGUGACCAACUCUGGACGGGUCCGGUCCAGGAGGAUCUCACAAUCAUUCCUGUCACUGUGAAGGUUGAAGAAGAGGUUGAAGAGAGCGCUCAGACCCCCGAACUUCUUCAAACCUGCAGUGAGGACAGCAGCUCUCAGUUAAUGGUACAAGCUGGUGGAGAGGAUCGAGGAGGACUGGAACCAGCCAGAAACCUCAAACCACAGCCCGUUAAGCCCACCUCUGACACCGGAGCCCUGAAGGACGUUUCGAAGCAGAGUGGGAGACUGCAGUCAGAGGACCCUGUGAGCGAUGCAGGAAGUAAUUUAGCCAAAAAACCUUACAGCUGCUCUGAGUGUGGCAAAAGAUUUGGAGGCAAGAACCACCUGCAGAGCCACAUGAAAAGCCACACGGGGGAGAAAACGUGCCCCUUCUGCGGGAAAAAAAUCUCCAAGAGCUCAAACUUCACCACACAUCUGCGAGUGCACACCGGAGAAAAGCCCUUCACCUGCUCGGUGUGCAACACGAGCUUCAGCCUGCGCAACACGCUGGUCAACCACAUGAGGGUGCACACGGGCGAGAAACCGUUCAGCUGCUCGGUCUGCGCCAAGAAGUUCACCAACAAGGCCAACGUGAUCACACACAUGGCCGUCCACUCGGAGGAGAAGCCCUUUAAGUGCAACGUGUGCGACAAAAGAUUCACGUGGCAUUCGCAGGUCAAAAAGCACAAGUGUGUCGCUGAAAGCAGCAAAUCCUGAGCGCCGCGAGGGCGGGAGGCUCACCUGUGGGAGGAGACGGGAAACUCCGUCAGGUCCUGGGACAUGAAGUCGGAGGUUAAACCACAGAUGGUUCACUCAGACUGCUGCAGAAGACUUUUCUGCACCGACAGUGAAAUCACAACUUUAUUAAGCCAUCAGGAGCUCCGCGUUUUCCUCUGUGUCACCUGCGUUUACGUCCUUGUCAAUAAAUACUGAGGAUGUGAGUGACUAUACGACUAAUCGUUGCUUUUGUCACUAGUCGGUACCAAUUAGUUAGCCUAAUUAAGAUUUUAAUUGAUGCCCGGUGCCGUAAUUGUUUGUCCUAAAUACUAUACUGUUAUCUGCCACCAGAUGGAGCUGCAGCCCUGACAUUGUUACAGAAAAAUGCCAUAAUUGUUAAACUUGGCCUGAUAUUUUCAUUAGUUCUAAUAUUGUUAGUUGUAAAACUUCAAAAAUAACUAAGUGCACCUCCCGGAAAACACCUUCAUUUGCGGCCACUUCCCCCAAGUUUAAGAAAAAAAAGCUAGAGGGACAGAUGUGUUUGCACCUUAAAAUAAAAACUGACCACAGCAAAGAGUAGGACUGGGAGGGGAAAGUCCCUGCACAGGUAUAAACACCAGUAACAUCGACCACUUAAGGAGGUUAUGUCGUAGCUCUGCAAAGACCCAGCACUGAAUUCGGGUUAGCUGCUGGGGGAGGGGGAGGUCUGGGCUCCACUGCUCAGGAUGUGGCCCCCGUGAGCCGGCCCCAGAUAAGUGGAAGAAAGUGGAUGGAUGUUUGUAUUAUUAUCAUUUUAGAUUUUAACUUUUAUUGAGAUGCGUGUCAUGAAUUGUAGAACGAGCGUCGUUCAUAAUGCGCCACACUUUAAAGUUGCAAUUUAUUCAUUUUUUUCAGAUGUUCAUUUCUCAUAAACAUAAACAUCGUUUACAGUAACGUGUUUUCAUAUAUUUAAUAUGAAUUUGUUUUUUUCUUCACUGUGUCUGGAGGAUAACGUGCAGGGUUCAUAAUGCGCACAGUUACACAGCAUUUAAGGUCAGCAUAGAAGAACGAGGUUAAUGGUUCCAGUUUGUGUGGACAGUUUUUGACAUUGUCCAUUAAACAGUCCUAAAAUGUAACCUCAGUUUCAGACAAGUUGGUUAGUCUUAAUUUUUUCUUUGUUUAGUCGACUAAGAAAUUAAUCACCAAGAACAUCUCUAAUAAAUACCAAAUUAUGCUGUAAAUGCUUUAAAUUAGGCUGUUGCAGCGUAACACACCCCCGGUACGUGCUGUGACUUGUUUUAGCAACAUCUGACCGUCAGGGCGGCUGAUAGUGGACAUCCCACCUGCUGAUCUGCUGACUCCAGCAGGUGACGGCGCAGCGUCCUCCAUCAUUCAGCUGUCUCUCUGGAAGGACUUCUUCAGAACUGGAGGCCCCUCGAGCCACGCACUGAGAGGCAGCUGACGGAUGUGUUAGUGAUGCAGUGUAUAUACAGUAUUAGUGAUUAGUUCAAGGUGAACCGACUGACCUGCUCCUGACAUUCACAGUGAGGCCCUGACUGGAAUAUAGAACCAGGAGUGCCAGACCACUGAGGGCUUCAUGCUGGGCUGUGCGGCUCCUGCUGGCCGUCCCUGUGUGGGAGACAUCAGCUGCAGAGAUGGAGCUAAGCAGGACUCACCUGAGAAUCUGCAUGAAGACAAAAGCUGCAGAUGCUCCUGCGUCCUGCAGGCUGAGCUCCAUGUGCCGGCUGUUUUCCACAGGCCUGAUCGGUCACUCAGUGAAGCUUUUGUUUGUGCUGCUGUUUUAUCAGAGUCACAGUUUUUACCUUCAUGACCCUGAAAAGUUCCAUGAUUUUUAUUAUUACUGUACUUAUGAGAAGGCGGACAUCUUUCCAGCCAGUGCUGCAGUACUGGGUCGCUGGACUGUGGAGGCAGACAGCAGAGCGGAGGGCUUGUGUGGACUCCUGGGCUCAGACAGCAGUGAGUGGUGUGGAAAGAGAAGCUUUGGAUGAAGUUAUUAGUUCACCACUCGAUUAAUGCAGUUUUAUGGGAUGUCCAUUAACUGCACGUCUUCCUCUUUGUGAGAUAAAUAUGCAACAGUAACGCAGGGACACAGUUUGGGUCAGUCGUGCUGCUCCGUCGCUGACGGUGGUCACAGCUUGUUGCUCAUCAGCACUUAUGUUUCAGGCACCUCGGUGUGAGAAACGCUGUCUUUUAGUUUGGGUCUGUUUGGUGUGAGCGCAGUGUCACUGAUGUCCACUGGAUGGCAGCACUCUGGUUGGUUUUCCAGCUGUUUCUCUACUUCCCCAAACACUUUCUGACCUUUUAAAAUGUGUUUUAAUAAAAGAGCAUAAAACACUGAA
Archocentrus centrarchus (flier cichlid) is the source of this 3583-nucleotide messenger RNA. Its product is annotated as zinc finger and SCAN domain-containing protein 2-like. Gene Ontology annotation, cellular component: nucleus. Gene Ontology annotation, biological process: regulation of gene expression. The record is from RefSeq and is a predicted model, not a curated record. The transcript has 2 exons. Bases 219 to 1244 code for a protein of 341 amino acids. NCBI's taxonomy places the organism in Eukaryota, Metazoa, Chordata, Actinopteri, Cichliformes, Cichlidae.